AUGCCUACCACAUGCACACUGCCGUGCACGGACAGUAAUGUGCGCGCCACAGUGUACGGACCAGGACCCCAAGUGUACUCAUUGUCCACAAUAUACGAGUUAAAUCGCCACCUGAGGAUUCAUACAGAUGAAAAGUCAUACAACUGUACAGAGUGUGAAAAAUGUUUUAAAUCAAUAUCUGAUUUAAGUGUACACCAGAGAAUUCAUACUGGUGAGAAGCCUUACCAGUGUACACAUUGUGGGAAGUGCUUGUCCACAAAGUAUCUAUUAAAUUGCCACUGAAGAAUUCAUACAGGUGAAAAGCCAUACAAAUGUACACAAUGUGAGAAGUGUUUUAAUACAAAAGCUUAUAUAAAUACAAAAGCUUAUAUAAUAUAUACACACUUGACAAUUCAUACAGCUGAAAAGCCCUACAAGUGUACUCAUUGUGGGAAGUGCUUUUCCCAAAUGUGUCAUUUAAGUCUCCACCUGAGAAUUCACACAGGUGAGAAGCCAUGCAAGUGUGCACAGUGUGAGAAAUGUUUUUCCUCAAUAUAUAGUUUAAAUAGCCACCAGAUAAUUCAUACAGGUGUAAAACCAUACAAUUGUACCCAGUGUGGGAAGUGCUUUACCACUGUAACUCAUUUAAACAGCCACCAGAGAAUUCAUACAGGAGAAAAGCCUUUCAAGUGUACACAGCGUGAGAAGUGUAUAAAAAGGAUUUUACUUCUCACACAGAUCACCCAAUAUGGAUUUAAAUCCUGACAGUCUGCACUUUCAACUAAUAUUUAUUGUUUUA
Molecule: messenger RNA, 778 nt
Organism: Anguilla rostrata (American eel)
Lineage: Eukaryota; Metazoa; Chordata; Actinopteri; Anguilliformes; Anguillidae
Product: gastrula zinc finger protein XlCGF62.1-like
Biological process (GO): regulation of transcription by RNA polymerase II
Cellular component (GO): nucleus
Molecular function (GO): DNA-binding transcription factor activity, RNA polymerase II-specific
Source: RefSeq, a predicted model, not a curated record